Molecule: messenger RNA, 642 nt
Organism: Saccharomyces eubayanus
Lineage: Eukaryota; Fungi; Ascomycota; Saccharomycetes; Saccharomycetales; Saccharomycetaceae
Gene: CSM2
Product: Csm2p
Exons: 1
Coding region: 1-642 (213 amino acids)
Biological process (GO): recombinational repair
Cellular component (GO): nucleus; Shu complex
Source: RefSeq, a predicted model, not a curated record
AUGAAGUAUGAAGAUUUAGACCUGAUUGCCAUUUGGCCAUCACCGACAAGAGCUGACCUUUGCCGAUUCAUCAAGGAGAAUCUUUUGAACAAUAAUGUUAUUACCCAAUUAUUCUUUAUCGAUGCUACAAACUCAUUCCCGCUAAGCCAUUUCCAGAAACUAGUACCGCCAGAUCUUUCAGAAAACGCCAAGAUAUAUGAAAAUAUCAGAAUUAACACCUGUCUUGAUCUAGAAGAGCUUAGCGCCAUAACAGUCAAAAUACUACAAAUUCUAUCCAUGAACAAGAUCAACGCUCAAAAGGACACAGAAGACGCUGCUGCUGAUCCGCUAAAGAUUAUAUUAUACAUCAACGGGUUAGAGAUCAUGUGUAGGAACUCUCAAUUUAAAUCGUCGCCUCAACGCUCACAUGAAUUAAUAAGGGACAUUUUGCUUAAAUUGCGUGUAAUGGCGAAUAAUGCUAGAGCACCCAUAAGAACAGUGUUGGAAUUUCCUAAGGAGCAACUAUUGGACUAUUAUUUCAUGAAAAAGAAUAAAACUAGUGCCCUGUUACCAGCAUCGACGCAUAGCAAGAGGAGAAGAAUGAAGAAUGGAGAUUCCCUUGCUGAGUAUAUCUGGAAGUACUAUGCAGAUUCCAUUAUUUGA